UCAUUGUACUUUAAAGUGAUUGCCCCAGAUAUUUCACCAGCUUAGCACUGUAAAAUCAGUUUCAGACACAAGAGACCGACAAGCUCUCUCUAGGAAAUACUCAAUUAGGGUGGUGCCUCUGAAAUACCCAGGGGUCCUGUAACUGAUCGCUUUUUCCCAGAGGGUUUCUGCAGCAUACAGUCCUGGUUGGACAGUACACAUCAGGCAGAGAUUUUUCCUGUGGCCUGGCUAGUGACCCCCCUACAGGAAGAUAACGGACAAGCCGGGAGGGCGGAGCAGCCAGCUACACAUGUCUGGCUGCUGUUAUCAACUUAUCAUAUAAGGAAAGGAAAGUGAUUGAUUCGGAUCCUGACACCGCAGAAUCUGGGGGAAGAGAGACAAAGGAGCAUUGAGGCUGAUCUGUAAGGCGAAUGCAGCCCUCACGAGGGAGGAUUAUUCUUCCUCCUGCGAUCUGACAGUUUGCUGCGGGACCGGGGAGAAGACGGCACUAGAAAUCAAGGUCACUGCUGGGAAAGGAGGGAAGAGGAGACUUUCACUGAUGGACCCUGAGCCAUGGCCGCAGAGCCCCGUGUCUGAGAGGGCAGCUUAGCGCCCGGGAGUCUCAUGCGCCUUGAAGUUUGCUGAGCUGGUGGUUUAUUACCGACAGAAAGAAAGAAUGUGGCAGCUUGUUUUCUUUACUCUGAGCUGUGAUCUGCUCCUAGCCGCAGCCUAUAGCAACUUUCGGAAGAGCAUGGACAGCAUCGGGAAGAGGCAGUAUCAGGUUCAGCACGGCUCCUGCAGCUACACGUUCCUCCUGCCGGAGAUGGACAACUGCCGCUCGCCCUCCAGCGCCUACGUGCCCAACGCCGUGCAGCGGGAUGCGCCGCUCGACUACGACGACUCCGUGCAGAGGCUCCAGCUGCUGGAGAACAUCAUGGAGAACAACACCCAGUGGCUCAUGAAGCUUGAGAAUUACAUCCAGGACAACAUGAAGAAAGAAAUGGUGGAGAUACAACAGAACGCAGUGCAGAACCAGACCGCUGUGAUGAUAGAAAUAGGAACCAACCUGCUAAAUCAAACCGCAGAGCAGACCCGGAAGUUAACUGAUGUUGAAGCCCAAGUAUUAAAUCAGACAACAAGACUUGAACUUCAGCUUCUGGAACAUUCCCUAUCUACAAACAAAUUGGAAAAACAGAUUUUGGAUCAGACCAGUGAAAUAAACAAACUGCAAGAUAAGAACAGUUUCCUGGAAAAGAAAGUUCUAGACAUGGAAGACAAGCACAUAGUUCAACUUCGGUCAAUCAAAGAAGAGAAAGAUCAGCUCCAGGUGUUGGUAUCCAAGCAAAAUUCCAUCAUUGAAGAGCUAGAAAAACAACUGGUGACGGCCACGGUGAACAACUCAGUUCUCCAAAAGCAGCAACACGACCUGAUGGAGACAGUUCAUAAUUUACUGACUAUGAUAUCGACAUCAAACUCAGCUAAGCACUCCCUCAUUGCUAAGGAAGAACAAAUCAUCUUCAGAGAUUGCGCGGAAGCAUUCAAAUCAGGACUGACCACCAGUGGCAUCUACACACUGACGUUCCCUAACUCCACGGAGGAGAUCAAGGCUUACUGUGACAUGGAAACAGCUGGAGGUGGGUGGACAAUUAUUCAGCGACGUGAAGAUGGCAGUGUUGAUUUUCAGAGGACUUGGAAAGAAUAUAAAGUGGGAUUUGGGAACCCUUCAGGCGAACACUGGCUGGGAAAUGAGUUUGUUUCACAAGUGACUAAUCAGAAACGCUACGUGCUUAAAAUACACCUGAAAGACUGGGAAGGGAAUGAGGCUUACUCGUUGUACGACCAUUUCUAUCUCUCAAGCGAAGAACUCAAUUACAGGAUUCACCUUAAAGGACUCACAGGGACAGCCGGCAAAAUAAGCAGCAUAAGCCAACCAGGAAAUGAUUUUAGCACAAAGGACGCAGACAACGACAAAUGUAUUUGCAAAUGUUCACAAAUGCUCACAGGAGGCUGGUGGUUUGAUGCCUGUGGUCCUUCCAACCUGAACGGAAUGUACUACCCACAGAGGCAGAACACAAAUAAGUUCAAUGGUAUUAAGUGGUACUACUGGAAAGGGUCCGGCUACUCACUCAAGGCCACGACCAUGAUGAUCCGCCCAGCAGAUUUCUAAAUGCCUGCGCACACCUGAGGAACAGUGUCUUCCAGUUUUCAAAGACUUAAUCCCAAAGCUCUGAAAGACACAGCUGCAUGCUGCCUCCCUAUCCAGCUCGGACAGACUGCCCACGCUCCAGACUGAGGGGACCCGCGAGCUCCCAGUUAGAGCCCCAUCAACGUCACCCCUUAAACCCGCAUCACUCAACGAACCGAAGCACAACCCCCAACGAGCCACAGCCUGGCAUGGUGACCUGGUAGAACGCCUACGGGAAGAUAAAUUUAAGCCUGCGAAUGAGACUGACAAUUUACAGGCUCUGUUGUCACAACCAAGAAUGUUAUGUGCGAGUCGAUCAGUAAAUAACUGGAAAACAGAACACUUAUGCCAUAUAGUAGAGAUAACCUUGGAACUGCAUUCUUCUGAGCACUGUUUAUAGACUGUGUAAAUAUCCAUAUGUCCUGAAUUCAGCACCACUAUCAUAAUUAAAAGGAAGGAACAAUUCU
Orcinus orca (killer whale) is the source of this 2631-nucleotide messenger RNA. RefSeq names its product angiopoietin 2 (gene ANGPT2). The transcript is spliced from 9 exons. The record is from RefSeq and is a predicted model, not a curated record. Lineage: Eukaryota; Metazoa; Chordata; Mammalia; Artiodactyla; Delphinidae. The coding region runs from base 656 to 2146 and encodes 496 amino acids. Gene Ontology annotation, molecular function: receptor tyrosine kinase binding. Gene Ontology annotation, biological process: angiogenesis; Tie signaling pathway.